CUCCUCUCUCCCUCCUUCUGUCCACACUCACAAUUCAUUACUUCCACUCAGCACACUGAGGUUUUUCCAGCCGAGCUCACAUCCAUCUGGGGCCAUGUUUUGGUUUCACCGACUGUCCCUCGGCCUCCUGCUGGUCCACCUGGCCACUGCUCACGCAGUCUUCCUGGACGGCAAGGCAGCCAGUCAGGUGCUGACCCGGCGGAGACGAGCCAACAGCUUUUUAGAGGAGGUCAAACAAGGCAACAUGGAGAGGGAGUGUGUGGAGGAGCGCUGCAGCUGGGAGGAGGCGCGAGAGAUCUUCGAAAACGCUGAGAAAACCAACGAGUUCUGGGCCAAAUAUGUCGAUGGCGACGCGUGCGAGUCGAUGCCCUGUGCACAUGGAGGACUUUGCAAAGACGGAAUUGGGAGCUACGAGUGCUACUGCCAGGCCGGGUACCAGGGCUUCAACUGUGAAAUUGUUGUUCCCGAGCUCUGUGAGAACAAAAACGGCGGCUGCGAACACUUCUGCAAAGUGGUCCGAGGAAACGUGCAGUGCUCCUGUGCUGAUGGAUAUUUCCUGGGGUCAGAUGACAAAUCCUGCGACUCCAACGUGACCUUCAAAUGUGGCGCCAUCAUCACCGAAAACAUCCGGACUGUUUUCAGGUACGAGCGGAAGAACACGACGGAGGGGAACGGCACCGAGUUGGACCUGGCAGGCCUCGACAUCAACCCAGACGAGCAGGAUAACAAUAUGGGCAACAGCAGCUACAGCUCGAUUCCACCAAAACAAAGAGUGUUUGAGGAAGCUAUCACCUCUCAAAUGGCAGGCAUGACCCGUAUUGUCAAUGGAGAGGACUGUCCACCAGGGGAAUGUCCAUGGCAGGCUCUCCUCCUGAACGAGGAGGACCGAGGGUUCUGUGGAGGAACCAUCCUGAACGAGUACAUCAUCCUGACCGCCGCCCACUGCAUGAACCAGUCACGCUACAUCUACAUCAAGCUCGGUGAGUUUGACGUGUUGGAGGAGGACGGCAAUGAAGCUGUUCACGAAGUGGAAACUAUUAUCACCCACAAUAAAUACAAGCCGGACACCUACCACAACGACAUUGCACUUAUCAAAUUGGCCACGCCCAUCAAGUUCACCAGGUUCAUCCUGCCGGCCUGCAUACCUGAGCAGGACUUUGCAGAAAAGGUCCUGAUGCGGCAGCCGGACGGGAUGGUCAGCGGUUUCGGCCGUAUCGGUGAGGGUCGGCAGCCGUCCGCCAUCUUGCAGCGCCUCACUAUCCCGUAUGUGGAUCGGUUAACCUGCUUUGAAUCCACCCAACUGCGUAUCUCCACCCGCAUGUUCUGUGCUGGCUACGAUGAGAUAGCAAAGGACGCCUGCCAAGGGGACAGCGGCGGACCGCACGUCACACGCUACCGUGGCACCUAUUUCAUCACCGGCAUUGUGAGCUGGGGUGAAGGCUGUGCGCGCAAAGGCAAAUACGGCGUCUACACCCAGGUGUCCAAGUACGUCACGUGGAUCCGAGACGGCAUUAAGAGGCUGAUGCCCAAAGCGACGAGCGGCAGCAGGAUGAAGAGGCACCUCGGGCCCAUCAAGAGAUUGGUCUUGUAGGACAGUGGGGGUCAUCUCCACUGAGACCAGCCACUCGGCGUGCCCCUCAUGUAAUCAUCGAUUUGAUACUCAAGACUGCUUCACAGGCAUAUUCAGCCACAGAAACACUUACUUGUUUUAAGACAGAAACGCUCAAAGCUGCAUUCAUUCAUCUUGAGACAGCAGAACGAGCUGAACGUUCAGCACCUCGUCAGCUUCUGCAGCAGACGUCGCUAACAUGUUAGCACACGGCCGCCUCCCGCCACACCACAGAAUCGUCAUCCUCAGAGCAGCACGAAGUGAACAAACAUUUCAAUCUCUGUAAACCACGGCAAGAUUUUAAUCAGUCACUGAGCUUUUUCGCAGAAUUUAAAGCAAAUAAAAAAAAUACAACAGCA
Messenger RNA from Scatophagus argus, 1968 nucleotides. It is a transcript of the gene f10, whose product is annotated as coagulation factor X. Gene Ontology annotation, molecular function: calcium ion binding; serine-type endopeptidase activity. Gene Ontology annotation, biological process: proteolysis; blood coagulation. The record is from RefSeq and is a predicted model, not a curated record. Bases 95 to 1591 code for a protein of 498 amino acids. The transcript has 9 exons. Lineage: Eukaryota; Metazoa; Chordata; Actinopteri; Scatophagidae. Gene Ontology annotation, cellular component: extracellular region.